This is a messenger RNA of Lactuca sativa (garden lettuce), 909 nucleotides long. Its product is annotated as RING-H2 finger protein ATL58. Gene Ontology annotation, biological process: protein ubiquitination. Gene Ontology annotation, molecular function: transferase activity. The record is from RefSeq and is a predicted model, not a curated record. Lineage: Eukaryota; Viridiplantae; Streptophyta; Magnoliopsida; Asterales; Asteraceae.
UACGGUAGCCAAAAGUUAUGUUAGGCCUGGUGCAGCACAAGCUCUGUCUGUUGUUCUAAAAUGGCAGCAUCGAUCAAGUGAGAAUGCCUUCAAGUUUCUGUAAAUCCAACUGAUUUGAAAUGGCUGGUUCUGCGGACGAAUCAUCAUCACCAUCAGGCGACCCAGAAGGCUGCAGUAGUUGUUGGAAUUGGAGGAGGGCAUUAUCAGCUGAAGUAAAGCUGUUCCGAGGAUUUGCGUUUGCUUUUACCCUCGUCUUCACGUUACUCCUCUUCUUGUCCUUCUAUCUCUUCUAUCUUCGCCUCCGCCGUCUUCGCCGCCGUUCACCGCAUUGGUCGGAACCCUCAUCUGUCAACAAUGCGGUAUCCACGGAGCAAGCUGAUUUGGGGCUGAAGAAAGAACUGAGAGAGAUGUUACCUAUUAUUGUGUUCAAGGAGAGCUUUUCUGUAACUGAUACCCUAUGUUCUGUAUGCCUUGGGGACUACCAAGCAGAUGAUAGGCUGCAACAGAUACCAGUUUGCAAGCAUGUAUUUCAUGUGGAAUGCAUUGAUCACUGGCUUUCAACUCACACCACAUGUCCUCUCUGUCGUCUCUCUCUUCUUGCUUCUUCUCCACCUGUUGCAGAAACAACUAAUGAUACUUCAUCCACCACAGCAGAAAACAGUAGUGAUGCAGAUGCAUCUCUUCAGAUUGAUAAUUGUGGCCAGUCUUCAGCAGAUGUGGAGCUUAUUACUACACAAUAGUUAACAAGGCACGAAAAUCUCUAUUUAUAUUCAUAUAGAAUAGCUGUCUUUGGAUAAUAUGUAGUUAGAUUAUUGGGCUUACAGUAUGUAAUAACUCAUUCCAUAUGGAUACAAAAAUGAAGAGUUCAAGUGGGGAAGUUUAUAUAAGAUAGAAAGUGAGAGUUGUGAU